Plasmopara halstedii is the source of this 852-nucleotide messenger RNA. RefSeq names its product RxLR-like protein. Bases 92 to 514 code for a protein of 140 amino acids. The record is from RefSeq and is a predicted model, not a curated record. Lineage: Eukaryota; Oomycota; Peronosporomycetes; Peronosporales; Peronosporaceae. The transcript has a single exon.
UAGGUAUAGUCGGAUUUUGAGACUUGUCAAAAAAAAAGUAUUGGCUUUAAAGAAUUUUUGGGCAUUGAAUUUCAACAAAUAGUCUUACGUCAUGGUUCGUAUCAGUCACGUCAUCAUUGCGAUUGGCCUGCUUGCAACUAGUCAUACUUUUAUGGCAAACGUGGGUGCUAAUGAGCUUGAGAUUUCUGCAAAAUCGUCAGAACCGACACAACUGAAAAGCGUUUUCAAGUCCAAGGAAAAGCACAAAAGUGAUCCUGAACAAAGCUUGUCCAAGAUUGAAAUUUCCUCUUCUGAUCCAUCGUCAGAAGAAAGAUACAAAUUCGUGGACAACUAUUUUUAUAAACGGGCAGCCCAUUAUAUCGACAAGAACGGUUGGGCUCAGCAAAAUUUUGAAUCCUAUGUAAGGAACACCCGAUUUCCCCAUAUCAGAGCGUAUAGGCGAGUGCUAUCUAAGGCAGCUGCGGAGAUACUCGAAAAAAGGAAAGGUUUGCCGCCUCAAAGCAGUGGGUCGUAGGUAUAGCAAAGACGAAUUUGUUUGUUAAUGCAGAUUGCAAGUUUACUAGGAGUUUUUAUUGAUCUUGUUCUUGAUAAGACAAGAUCUACAAAUGAUGUUGUUCAUCCAUACCAUCAGAAAUGCAAAGUGACCGACAUAGUAGAGAUUUAGAAAUAUAGUAGAUUUGAGUAAAUGAACGGCUAAGCAUUUAAUAUUGUAUUGAAAAAUAGCAAGCAUACGCUACGACUGCUUCAGCAUCUACAUCCAUCCACCAUUAAGAUUCAAACACUUUUUGAAAUUCACGGCCUCAAUAGUCGCCAUUCAAUCUGAAAAUAUAGCCACAUUAUCCCUUAUACUUU